GCUUUUUUCCUUUUCUUUCCCGUUGCCUCUUUAAGUUUAAACCACAAUUCCAACCCCCCUCCUCCCUCUUCUCUAAUCUCAAUUACUCCAUUAAACUCUCUUUUCCUCUCUCUGUUUCUCAGAAAAGCACACAUAAAUGUAAAGCGGCGUAGGCUGACACAGCUUUUACUUGGCCCCUACAACUGCAAACUGCAGAACAAGGCGCGCAGCCACGUAGUUGCUUGGUUUUACGUCAGUUUCUACACACACCCACCAAACCAGAAAGAUGCUUGAGACCGUAAAGUACCUCAUCGGAGCAACCGGCCCGAGCGGCUACGGCUCGAAAUCUACCGCCGAGAAAGUCACGGAAAGCUGCCCCGAUCUGCGCUCCAUCACCGCCAUCAUCACAGGCGGUUCGUCGGGGAUCGGGGCGGAGACAGCUCGGGUGUUGGCUAUGCGAGGGGCGCGGCUGGUCCUCCCGGCGCGGAACAUCAAGGCGGCUGAGGACACCAAGGCACGUAUCGUGGCAGAGUUUCCCGAGUCCGAGAUCCUCGUCAUGCCGCUCGAUCUUAGCUCUCUUUCUUCUGUCCGAAAUUUCGUUUCCGAGUUCGAGUCCAUCGGAUUGCCUGUCAAUCUCCUCAUAAACAACGCCGGAAAGUUUGCUCAUGAGCAUGCAAUUUCCGAGGACGGAAUCGAAAUAUCCUUUGCCACUAAUCAUUUAGGCCAUUUUCUAUUGACGAAGCUGUUGCUUAACAGGAUGAUUGAAACGGCAAGGAACACCGGCGUUCAAGGCCGUAUAGUGAACGUGUCGUCUGGCAUUCACGGCUGGUUUUCCGGUGACACAAUCCGAUAUCUCGGUCUGAUAACCCGAAACAAAAGCCAUUACGAUCCAACACGUGCUUAUGCGCUUUCGAAGCUUGCCAAUGUUCUGCACGCCAAGGAACUUGCUCGGAGGCUGAAGGAAAUGGAUGCCAACGUGACAGUGAAUUGUGUUCAUCCUGGAGUCGUGAGAACCAGACUCACUAGAGAACGUGAAGGCCUAGCCACAGAUUUGGCUUUCUUCUUUGCUUCCAAGCUCUUGAAGACAAUUCCUCAGGCUGCUGCUACCACAUGUUAUGUCGCUACUCAUCCGAGACUAUUAAAUGUGUCUGGAAAGUUCUUUUCAGACUGCAACGAAACUUCAUCGGCAAAGUUAGGAUCCAACUUAGCCGAAGCUGCACGAUUAUGGUCCGCUUCUGAAAUCAUGGUUUCUGGGGACCCAAAAGCAGUUUUUGAUCCACUCAAUCCACUUAGCCUAAAAACAAAUAAAGUAGAUGAAAAAUAUUAAGAAACCAGAAAAGAGAGACAAAAAAACACUAAAUUUAGAAGAAAUACGUAUGUUGUAUACCACUUUGAGUAUUAUAGUAUAUAUAAUUAGAUAUAUAUAUAUAUAUAUAUACCAUCAUUUGUUUGUAAGAUAUAUGGGACUUCUUAGCUAGGAUGAGGAUUUAGGCUCUCUACUUCGAACCUGUAUCUCCCUCUUUUAUUUCUUAUCUGAAUUUUGUGGAAUUCGGAUAGAAAGUUCGCGGAAUUUUCAUCCGACUUCUUAGUUGGUACAUGUUAAGCAACUUGUUAGGUUUUUAAAGUGUGGUUUGGGUUAGAAUAUGGUGGUGUAAGACUAGAUUGCUAUAAUGAUAUAUACAAUGAUUAUAAUUAUGGGAUUAAAGUUAUGUUAAUGGGGGUUUGAUUGGAAAGGAAAGUGCUUGGUGGAACCUUAAGGUUGUACCAAUAACACAUAAAUAGGAGAGGUGGACAUUGGUUUCCUUAGAGCAAAUAUAUUAGUUU
Corylus avellana is the source of this 1803-nucleotide messenger RNA. RefSeq names its product NAD(P)-binding Rossmann-fold superfamily protein. Lineage: Eukaryota; Viridiplantae; Streptophyta; Magnoliopsida; Fagales; Betulaceae. The record is from RefSeq and is a predicted model, not a curated record.